GCUUCGAGUUCCGAUCGAGUCUGAAGAACCUGUGGGACAGCGCUCAGCGAUUCUGGUGAGAUAUCUCUGGCGGGUGUGCGGCAUAACAUGCAUACGCGGCAGGCAAGAUCGAGGGUCUAACGUCGCGAAGCGGUCCCCAUCAGCAGAUGAAAGCAGCGAGAAGAUCGAGAGGCGACAGCGAGACGAGCGCGCUCAUCCACACCGACGUAACGAAGCUCCAGACAUCGAAGUCUUUAGUGCGAACUCCAGAAGGUUCUCAUCGUUCACUCUCGAAGCUGAACAACGCCUGCCUAUAUUGAUCCCGAAACUUUGUUUGGGGACACGCAAAGUCCACCCCCCGAGCUCAAAUUCGAACGCUGCAAGCGACGCUACGACACGCUGUCCUAUUUUCGCGUGACUAACACGAUCGCGAACCUCCACCUGCGUUUUCAUUUCGGGAGAUGUGAAUCCUCGAGGAGGUAGACACUACCCCUCCUCCCCCCCUGAAUCAUCGCCUCCGUUACGAAAUCGCCGCAGUGGACAUCCGCGAACAUAUUCCGGUGAACCUACUACCACCGCGACGCACUAAGACGAGUCAUACGAGAGGAGGGAGAGACGAGGGAGACGAAGAAAACGAAGAAGAGGAGGAACAGGAAGAAGACUCGCGAUUAUCCGGCAAGUGAAACGUGUGAAAGAACGUUCGGGAGAGAUGCGUCUCGCGGGAGGAUCAAGUGCAAUGACGUGACGUUAUAUUGUUUGUCGUCACGUGUGUACGGUGUUGUCGCUAGGUUGCAACGCCUGGUACGUAUGCCGCUAAUAAUAGUAAAAGAGGAAGGAAGAAAAAGGCGAAAAGAGCUGUGCAAUAAUAAGAGGUUGUCGCCGGUUCUCGCGUGUUAAGUUUAUAUACGAAACGUGGCGCUCCUUUGCGUUUAAGCAUGAAUUCUAUUCGUUAGUUAGAGAAGAUGACGAAUCGCCGUUGUCCGAAGCACCGACUAACCUUCGUUAUACGCCCCUCCCUCUACUUAGGGUCCUGUAUUAUUAUUAUUAUUAUUAUUAUGAUUUCCUUUUCCCUCGCGUAUAUCCUUCACGUUCACGUGUAACUUGUUGUCGCGCGCGAUUCGCUUUCGAUCGAUCCCGCGACAUCGUUAUAAGUAAGCUCCUCGAAAAACAAAUAGUCUAAAUAAAAGAAAAAAAAUAAAUAUGCGUACCAAGUACACACAUACACACCAUUCAGCUAUUCUGAGCUAAUCGAGCGCGUAAGAUAACGCGCAAGCGGAUGGAACGUUCCGCGACACGAAGAAAAUGCGCUGAGAGAUUUAUUUUUUUCACGCACGACGAGAAAGAGAGAAAGAACGUAUGUUUGUUUGUUUGUGUGUGUGUGUGUGUGUGUGUGAGAGAGAGAGGGAGAGAGAGAGAAAGAAGUCUCUGCAGAUACAGGAUAUUAAUAUAAUUACAUUAUACAUAUUAAAUAUUAUAGAAAGAAUAUACAUGCACGCAGAAAGAGAAAGAGAUCCCACUAUAAAUCACAUAUGACAUGAGCGUCGUAUAUGGCUUUUCGUCCGCUUCUUGUGAGAAGAAGCGAGGGAAACGUAUGGAUAUAUUAAAUAAACAAAAGCUUGCGAAAGCCACCGCAAUGCAAUUAAGUGCUAACGUUGCCGAGCGCGACCGCUAAUCAAGAGACACAGGUGGGGAAGCGCCUCGCUGUGAGAGAUCACCGUGACUUCUUCCUCUCCGUGUGUAAGCGCAGUACACGGCGAGAAAAAGGGAGAGAGAGAGAGAGAAAAAAAGAGAGAGAGAGAGAGAGAGAGAGAGAGAGAGAGAAAGAGAGGACAUAGUUAUCAUAAAAGAUUAUUCUCUCAACACAGACAUAUCUCGAGGAUUGCCCCCGGCUUCUUAGUAAAAACGAUAUAAAGGCGUCGUGUAAGUGCAUUUUAGGCAACCGUUUUUAAUCGGCAGCUCGUCGCGCGCGCUCGCGUGUAGAUACGUGGUUUUACGCAUUUACGGGGACGGGGGAGGGGGCGGCACGGAGAGGCUUUUUAGAUGAAUAAAUAAGCGGAGGGACAGAAACCCGCGCCGCGCGUGGCUCGACGAAAUGAAAUUCGCACGAGGUAUCAUUGAUAUCUCGCAGCUCGGUACGUAAGUCGUGACGAUGCCCAAGAGGAAGGAUCUCGUCUUCGACAACGGCGUGUACGUGUGUUCCUCGAGACGCUCGCUCGAUUAUUAGGAUUUUAGUAGGCGUUUUAAAAGCGAGAGAAGCGCGUGUAUCACGAACUCGCACGAAUCAAAAUUGCGAUUUUUUAGCGCGGCCGAUCCCAGAUCUCAGCUCUCGCUUUAGGUAUUAACUGCGUACUGUAUCGCUCAUGGCGACUCGUUCCUAUAUAUAAAUGUCCGAGAGAGCUAUAUCCUGCAAACAAUCUGAUGCGACGGGUGAAAAUUAACGACCCUUCCUCGCUUCCCCGCGCCGUUACAUUUCGGGAUUAGUGAAAUUUCGUGCGCGCGCGAGAGAGAGAGAAAGAGAGACGGCGAAACGCGACAGUGUUGGUUCUGUCGAACGAGUGGGAGGGGGCUGAAAGGAGAGGAAUUUAGUACGUAUCGAGGAGACCUGAGUCGAAAUGUUGACUCUACACUGAUCACGCAAAUUCCGUCAAGCUGAAAGGACUAAUGGGGAUGCUCGAAGUACACCACUGUGUAACUACUGUUUUUUGAUCCUACAGAUGCUUAUUGAUCACUAUUUUGUCCUGAGCAUAAAAAGAAAUAUUCAUUUGAAAGUCAUUUAAUUUUCUGAACUUUUAAUUUUAACUUAUCAGACUGCAAACAGAAACUGCAACAAGCAAACGUUAAAUGAUCUAAUAAAGAUUAACAGGCAAAUUGGAAUAUGACCCAAUAAACCCUCUUCUUUCAUAAUCUUCUCUUCUUGCUAUGUCUUGUUAAAAACUUCAUUAAAAUUUGAAGAUUCAAAUGAAGUGAAAGUGAAGAAGCUGUGAGUCUCGUCACCGAUGUAUCCUGCAUCCUGGAGUCAGCUCUUGGCCAUCAUCGUGGUCAGAUGCUCAAUGAUACCGCACGAAAAUAAAAGUCGAUAAAAAGCGCGGUUUUAAUCAAAGCUCGCAUACUAACCGGCAGUGACCGUCAGAUAUUAAGAGUGACACACUGUCGAUAUGUAUUACGGGUGUUGACAUGCAAUGUCCUAUAAAAUUAAAAUCUCGAAAAUUUAAACAUGAAGUAAUACCCUGAAAAGUCAUAAUCCCGAAAUUCGAAAUUAAUUUCCUGAGAACAAUUUUCCUGAAAUAUUGUGAAAGUAUGCAAUAUCUCCGAAAAUCUACAUAUAAUUCCGAAAUUUAUAUCAAGAUAAUUAUUAUAUAUCAAGAUUAUAUAGAGAUAUAAAGAAUUUUUCGAAAACAAACAUAUAUAACAAACUUAUGUUUAUUGUAUGUAAACUCUAUAGAUUAAGUUCGUUAAGUAUCGAUUUCUGGUACGCUGCGAUAUUUAGAAAGAAUUAUUUUUCAGGCAAUUAUAUCUCUGUUUUCGAGCCUCGGCUUUAUAGCUUUUCGGCACCUCGUUCAUUUACAAUAUUUCGGAAAAUUUGUUGUUCGAAAAAUUAUCUAGGUAAAUUCGAACUUCGAGUUUACAGUUUCUAAGGAUAUCACUCAGUCCCAAUAUUUCGGGAAAUUGCCUCAGUAUUCUGAUUUCGAGAUUUAUGACUUUUCGGGGCAUUCCUCUAUGUUUCGAAUUUUGGCGUAAAAUUUUUAGGGAAUAACAUUAUGGAUGUCCACACCGUUGCGACUGUUACGCGCGCAAACGUCUUGACAGUUGAUAAUUUGACCAUCGAAAGUUCCGAAUGUUUGUGUUGUCAUCUCUCGGCUGUACAGUGAUGGGUGACGACGGUUGUCGAUCAAUGACGUAGUCCUUUGUGUCCAUUGUUUUGGCAAUCCCGCGCGUCGCGCACCGUAACCGGGACUUACUCGUGACCGAGUCGUUACGUCUCGAGCCGACGAGCACGACGCGCGGAUCACAAAAGUAGUUCACAAUUCUCGUCGGCUAAUUGAAAUAUCACGGCGAUUUUUGAGGUGUUUCGUCGGGAGGCUCUCGUCGCCGCGUUUGUUAACACGUGCUUCCCACACGAUCGAAUCGCAUCUACACGAGUGUCAGUGUCAGUGAGUAUCCGAAACCACGGAGCAGCCGGGAGCCAGGAUGCUAGAUCGGAAAGCUAGAACGGAGGACGCAGAACACAAGCAGCGAUAUAUAUUUCCAGUAGCUACAAGAUGCUGAAACUCCAUGUAAUUUCCGAUAGAGACGAUUGAGUGAAGUGGAUAUCAAACGGAGGGUAACGAAAUGCGAGCGCGCAAAUUCGUUGGAUUCAUACGUGCUAGAUUGUGCGUCACCCCAAAAAGGAGAAACAAAGAGGCUGCAGCACAAUCGGGCGGCGAGCGGCCUGCAAAUCACUCCGAGGAUUUGGUGUUGAGGAAUGUAGGCGACGAAAGUACGGAUCAAAAUAAUAACAUAACUAUGACGAGCGAGGAUCUAUUACAGCCCGGCCAUGUGGUCAAGGAACGUUGGAAAGUUGUGAGGAAAAUAGGCGGCGGUGGAUUUGGUGAAAUCUACGAAGGUCUCGAUCUAAUGACGAAGGAGCAGGUUGCGCUAAAAGUGGAAUCUGCACGACAGCCCAAGCAGGUCCUAAAAAUGGAAGUAGCUGUAUUAAAAAAAUUACAGGGUAAAGACCAUGUUUGCCGCUUUAUUGGCUGUGGGCGUAAUGAUCGAUUUAACUAUGUUGUAAUGCAAUUACAAGGAAAGAAUCUAGCUGAAUUGCGUAGAGCGCAACCAAGGGGUGCUUUCUCACUCUCCACUACGCUGCGCCUUGGUCUUCAAAUAUUAAAAGCUAUAGAAAGUAUUCAUCAAGUGGGCUUUCUGCAUAGGGACAUUAAACCUUCAAAUUUUUCGAUCGGUCGACACCCGUACAACGCCAGAUUAGUAUACAUGUUAGAUUUCGGUCUAGCACGACAAUUCACAACUGGUACGGGAGAAGUUCGACCGCCUCGUGCUGCCGCAGGAUUUAGAGGAACCGUCCGAUAUGCAUCAGUGAAUGCACACAAAAAUAAAGAGAUGGGCCGACACGAUGACUUGUGGUCGUUAUUUUAUAUGCUAGUAGAGUUCGUUAAUGGACAACUGCCAUGGCGAAAAAUAAAAGAUAAGGAACAAGUGGGUCUCAUGAAGGAGAAAUACGAUCAUCGAUUACUUCUAAAGCACCUCCCAUCUGAUCUACGUGUCUUUUUAGAGCAUAUCCAGAGUUUGGAGUAUGCAGAUAAGCCAGAUUACGGUAUGUUAGCUGGUCUGUUUGAACGAUGUAUGAAACGUAGAGGUGUAAAGGCAAACGAUCCCUACGAUUGGGAGAGGCCAUUAAUAGCUAAUGAAGGUUUAUCAACUACUAGAUCAUUACCUACUGUAACUGUACCACCGGCCCUUACCACAGCUACUACUAUCAAUCAGCCUUCAGCAACUAUGCCAAAUGUGGAUACCAACAAUCAAGAGAAUGUAGAACCAGAUAACAGAAAGGAAUUAGAUGCGCAGCUGGAUUAUGAAAGUAUAUAUAGAAGAAAUAGACAACGUCCAAUAGAAGGGUCUCCAGUGCCAUUCACAGCAGCUAUUAGCAAUCAUGGUAGGGAUAAAAAUUGUAACGCUACGAUACCAACAACCGAUAACACGCAUCAGCAGGUUGCACAGCAGACUGUACCACCUCCGCCGACCCAAGCAUCUCCCAAAAAACGACGCGCCGUGUCAAUGGCGGUAGAAUCUCAGGCUCCUGCGCCAGUAGAAAAGCAGGUAGAUAACGAAGGGGACGCGUUGAUGGCUUCCGCCCGUUCGGCAUCCGAAGUUCCUCGCCUUAAAAUGGUGGCAAAUGCAGCGGCACCACUUAGGAAAUCAGCAAGUGGGGCUACAUUUGCUCGUUUGCGUGUUGCAGCUACGCCCGAGGGAACGUCUGGUGAAUUGCCAAGCCCUCGCAUACAGACGGAAGUCGACGCUUCUUAUUGCUCUUACGACGUAACUAAUACCAAAUUUGGCAAUCAGAGUCCAGUAACUGAGCAAAGGGAACCUCUCAGGAGAGAGCCGAGAAGGAGAGCGGACAGCCGGCAACAAGUAAGAGGCGGACGUUCAGCGGUACGCGACUGUUCGAUUACGCAAUUUGCGCAAAUAGACGAUGACAACGUAUCCGCACUGCAGCAAGUGACGAAAGGCGGCGGUGGAUUGACCCUGGCCUCGCAAUGGAAGUCGCAGUUUGACGAUUCCGAAGAGACUGACAAUGAGUGGAAGGGCGAGAAUCUGCAGAGCCCCGAGCACAAAGGGGUCAACGUCCCGUCCAUACUGCCGCAGCCCCCAGCCACCAACGAGGGUACGACUCAGGUGGCUACGAACGCGGAUACAAAACCCACUGCGACUCAGCCGAGUUCUUCGAAUACGUGUCAACAGCAGCCUGCAGUUACCACCGCACUGUCCCGAAUAAGCGAGGAUUCUCCGAAGCCAGCGGUGCCGCAUAGAUGUUUGAACAUCGCGGGUAUUGAAAAGUACCCGGAGUUACAAGGAGCACUUCCACGCGCUUGGAGUGUUCCAGCUCUGGCGCCGCAUGUGCGAGCUUAUCUGGAAGCUCCGUUGGUUCAACAAGCGGCAUUUGACGAUUUACUGUACGAAAUUGACGUAAUGAGAAAUGUUGCGACCCGCUACGAUGAGCCGAGGCAAACUCCGCCGGUGAGAAGAUCCAGCUUACCAGCGGUGGCUUUCUUCUUUCCUGACGCGAUGUUUAACAUACCUAGAGGUGAGGAGGAGGAAGAGGCAGUAGCAGGAAGACUAGAGAUCAGAGUGGUAGAUGCGACUGGUGGUGCUACGAUUGUACAAACCAGUGCCGAUAGGGAGCCAUUACAAAAGAAAUUAGCGAACGGUACGGCAGGUAGUCCAGCUAGUCCCAAUCCGGGACCGGAAGAGCCAUCGAUAUAUUACGACGCUACCGAGAAUCGACCAACUGCGAACGUUGGUUUGCAAAAGGAGACUAGUAUUACUACUGCCUCGACCACUGUACAAAACGUAGUACCACACCGUGAUAAUAAGGACAAUAAGGAGAAGGAAACAUCUUGUAGGACAUACAUCGCUCAUAGUAAAAUACCGAUUCCCGUGAAAAGUCCAAGAUGCUCGUUAUCCGAGUCGACGCCCGAAACUAACACUCCGAAUACCAAGGCGGGAAUUGGGAGUGAAGUAGAAAAAUUGCCAGUGCCCGCGGCUGCAACUAAGGAAAAAGAUAAUACUGUCAGAGGUAAACCAUUGACAGUACAUGUGGAAGCACCAGCACAUUACCGUCGCAUGCCAUUAUCUGACGCUAGACCAAUCAUGUCACCUUUAACUUCAGCCAGCUCAGCAGAAGAUGAAAAUUUAACCGGAUGUACGCCCGCUUUACGCCGCCGAAGACAAAGUGAAAAGUAUGUGACAGACGCUAGUCAACUCAAUCUGCAAUUCCAAAGACCGCAACACAGAACGAGACCGCAAUCCGAGGUAUUGCCGAGACUUUCUCCCCGAGGGGUACCCUCGCAUCUUCUACGGGAGCCAGGUAAAAAGUCUGAGGAAAGCAGUGAGAGUGAUUCUAACAGUAGUGGACCACCAAGAUCCGCUCGUCAACCGCCACCGCCGCCUACAUCAUUGCCACCACACAUAGCAGAGAAUAACGCUAGGUACGACCAUGUAGCAAUGCCGCCGUUACUGGCCCAUACCGGAUGCGACGGUCGUUAGCAGAGAAUCGUGAGAUUUGGUGUUCAAAAUGACAAAUAGUCUCAGUUUGUGUUAAAAAACGGGAGACGGCUUUACUGCUCAACCAACUGAGAAUGUGAUAUCAUUUGGGGCAGCGAAAACACGCAAUCUUUCUAAUCAAUAUGUCAUUGGGAUACGCGGAAAUUUCAGCGAGAGUGCAUAUCUGUGUAUCUACGUGGGCGGAGUGUAGCUGUACGUUUGACGUGCGAGGAUGUAGCUGUCUGUGAGUGCGUAUUCAAGUAAUGCCGCUUUAAUUAACUACUGAAAUUCUUUUGAGUGAAUUCUUCGGGGAAGAAUACCUUUCAUGUCCGGGACAUGAACCGCUCAACAAAUUUCAGUAAAUUAAGCGAGAGUACGCGUAUGUACGAGUUACUUUCAGUGUACGAACAGUACAACAAUUCGGUCGUCCUAUCUCAUUUAAAAUAAUCGAUUGUGAAGUCUUGUGAUUAUGCCCCCUUUACUCUAAUUCAUUGUUUUCCUAUUUACCAGGCUCCUGUUGCAGUAUGAACAUGUCCACGCAUCCAGUAUAGAUUUCUAUGUAUAAUAUAUUUGAUUAUUUGUAUAUCUCGAUAUUAUGAUUUUUUACAUUUGUUGAGUUUGUAUAAUUUGAAUAUAUUAUUAUGUAUAUGUUAUCAGAAGUCGAUACGUUUUUUUUACAUGAUAAAAUUUCUUUAGUGUCAAUGCACGUACAAUACUUUAUUUAUGUCACAUUUGCUAAACAAAUUUUUUAAGAGUUACAAUUUCGUUUAGUGAGCAGCAAUACUGUUAUUAAAUGCAAUUGUUGUAGCAAUAACUACUGUUGUACACUGAAACGUAUUUUAUUUAUUAAAAUAAUAUGGAUAUUUUAUAUCUCCAGAGAAUGAGAGUGCUUAGCAGAUAUGAUUUCAUUAAAAUCGUACUCACCCGAUUUAUAAGCGUGCUUUAAAUUAUUAGUAAUUCAGAAUUGUUAUCUUGGUGACGAGCAUAAAUCACGUAAAAGUAAUUUAACGAGUUUUGUGGAUAACAUAAAGAGGCAUAUGGACAAUAGAUAUUAUUUAGCGUCGCAGGAGAAAUAUGACAGCUCUAGUAUAAUUAUCAAAUUCGGGCCAAAUGUACUAGUCCUCUUAAUAGCCCGUUAACAAAAUUCAAUUUUGUUCGCAUAUAUAACAUAUAUGCAUGUAUGUAUGUAUGUAUACAUAUAGGAUUUCAGGUUCCACGUGCGAUCUUUCAUCUAUAGAUCCUUGAAGUAAUUUAAAUAGAAAGUGUUGAGUAGUUUUUUAGUUGUAAGUAAACAGAGAAAUCUAAGGAUCAAUGUCAAGCAUCAGUUUGAGUAGUUAAAGUAUAAAAUGACAGAACUUUAUUUCUCAAGUGGAAAAAAUUGUUUUUUUUUUAUUCAUAUAAUUUAUUUCUAAUUUAUUUCAAUAUACUGUUUAAUUUGAGCAUUAGAUGUACUUAUAAAAUAGGAUAUUGAGAAGCUGUAAUAUUUUUCCCUAGAAAGAAUUUGCAUCUCAAAUUUGCCAGAGGAAUCUGUAGAUAAAAGAAAGUACGAAAACGAUCUGAGGAACCCUGUAUAUGAGCGUAUGUGCAUAUGUGUGGGCGAAUAUCGAAAGAAUGUAUGUAUGUGAAAAAGAGAAAAUCGUUUUAAAUAGGAACUCUUUCAAGUAAUGUUUGUACCAAACGAUAUACCAAACACAGGUUCCUUUAUUCAAUUAUGCAGCAUAAAUAUAGUAUAUGCAUAUGUGCGUGUAUGUGUGUGUGUGCGUGUGUGUUUAUUAUGUACAAACACACAUACACACAUUUCAAGAUAAUAUAGAAUACUAUAGUGAUGUAUGGACAGAAAAACAGAUGUCAGAUGAAACAUAAUCGUGACAGACAUUUAAACAUUUCUUAUGCACAUAAUACGAAAAAGAUCGAUCGCACGGAUGCUUUGCGAGUUUUCUUAUAUAACGAAUCUUGAGUGAAGUCUAGUGAUGCAUAAAACUAGUCAAGUAGAAUAUCUAUAAUGUGCUAUUAUUAAAUCCAAUUUUAAAUAUAAAAUCAUGUCACACCUUGUAUAAAAUAGGAAGAUUAUUCUGUGCAAUGAUUAAAUAUAAGAUCAAGUAUAGAGGAUGUCCCGGGAUUGACGAAAAGCGAACACAUAAAAUUUCUUAUGACGUUUGUUGACGAUUCUUUUUUUUUUUUUUAGUAUUUUUUUAAUAACAACACAUGAAUCUUCCUUGUGAUCUUCGUUAAGGAAUUAGGAUGCUAGAGUUCGAUAGAGGAAGAAAUGACACCGCGUGAUCGCUUCUUGCCAAUUCUGAGAAAUCUUAAAUAAUAAUUUAUAAAUUAACAUUAUUUCUCUCUCGACCGUUUUGUUCAGAGGAACAUAACGCGCAAUAAAAGAGAUAUUGUAUUAAUAGGAAAUUUAUCAUCGACUUAUUAUCGCUUAUGUGGCAAUGUCUUCGUGUAAAUGUAUACGAAGUGCGGAUACACGACGCGUAGGACGAAUAGAAAUUAAGAAAGAAAAAAGGAUCAAAAUUGGUAAAUUUUGCGACAUUGUUAAAACGAUGUGUUAGCGUUGUAACGUACGAGGUCGAGUAAGAAAAAAGAAAAGAGAAUUGUAUCUUUUCAUGCAAGUAUGACAUAUGUAAUUGUAAAGUAUUACUCGAUACAUGUAUAAUUAAAUUGAAAAAGUUCCACCGUCUUUUUUCAGAAGGAAAAGGAAGGGAGAAAAAGCGUAUAGUAUCUUCUUUCCGAAUUUAUGUAAAUAAAUGGCAUGUAUGCAUAUAUAUGUAGAUAUAGCUUAUGAAAAGUGCGUAUAUACAUAUAUGCAUAUAGAUGCGUAUGUCGUAUUGUAUGGACAUUAAAAUGUAACAUACAGUAAUUAAGCAGAAAGCUAUGAUAAAUGUUCAAAAAAUUUCGCAGAUUAACUCAUCAAAGCCCAUAAUUGCCUCUCAUUAAUUUGAGCAACGUCGGAUCUUGAUCGAUAGAACAAUAAGUCUGAGCAUAGAGCUCCGAGUCGAGGAUAUUUUCGAUGAUUUUACUCGGAAGUUUUUGAAUUUAGCCCGCACGCGACGAGCGAACAAAAGUCGCAGUAACUAAGGUUAUCUCGCUGGGCUUUAAUGGGUUAAUUUGAAACCGUUGUAAUCGAUACGAGAAGGCAGGGUGUAUUGAAUACAGAAUGUGCCAUCGCCACUGGAAGGUAUUUGAAAGAUAGAGAAGCUCUAUAACAAUUGGCUUUUCCUUAGCAAAAAUUACACGAGCGGCUAUCAUUUAACGCAAUGUCUCGCAUUUCUCAACGUUAAAAUAUCGUAAUAAUUAAACAGCAAAUUAAAGUUCUGCCGCAGCAAAAUCUACUAGUGGGAGAUUAACUGAGUAAUAGAAUUACGUAUCGUUUAGUUGCGUUCACGAAUCUUAACGGGACUCCUCCGAUCGCUUGUAACUUAAAGACUACUAACUAAUCUCCAACAUGUAGCGCAGAAAGAUCGAAUGCAGACCGGUGAAAGGAAAUCUGUCAUUAAAAUAUUUUCCGGCCGUGGUAUUCUGUAUGUAUUCGGGGACUCCGAGAAAAAUUAUAAUAGAACGAUCUUCUUCACUGAAUUUGACGGACGAGAAGUUUUUGUGUCCUUAAAUUCCGUAAAGAAUAUCGCUCUACUAUAUUUUUACACCUUUUUUGUAUUUCUCUUUCUUUUUUUUAUAUAUUAUCUAUAUUCCCCGCAAUGUCUCGUAUAUGAAAUUAUCCAAUACGUGUACUCUACCACGAUACUUGAUCUUUGAACCUUGAUUGCGCGUACGUAUCGCAAUAUGUAGCGCAUAUACAUAUUUUCUGUCCCUGAAAGGUGGAAAGGAAUCAUUCCAUCCAUGACUCUGUAUUAUAACGUAUGCAUUAUAAAAUGGGAAACAAGAUAACAUUGUUUCUACCUUUACAAUGUACAUGUAUCCGCAAAUCGUUGUGACGAGCUCUCGGGAAACAUGAUCUUUUCUGCUGUAAUAUGUAACUGAUUUUUUGCAGAAGAUUUAAUAUAUUAUUGUGGCCACUUUAAGAGUGAGUCAUGAGUGUAGUUAAUAAAUAUAGCAAAAGUUGGCUGUAACGAACACCGCUAGAAAGAAAUAUUGUACUUCAAAUGAGCAAAGUUCGACGUAACGAAAUUUCAGUUUAGCAAUCUGAAGUCCCCUCCUCUCCCAGAAGCCCCCUACAAUUUAUUAUAUUGAAAGAGGAGAAGCGUUUCGACCACACACUAUAGUAUGUAAUUUUAUAGAAAAAAAAACGAAACACAACUAGUCGAUUCCGUUUGUUCAAGAAAACAACGAUCCGAACCGUUUCAGUUCGGAUCGUUGUAAACAGUUUAAGCCGCAAACCGUAA
Messenger RNA from Odontomachus brunneus, 12083 nucleotides. RefSeq names its product tau-tubulin kinase homolog Asator (gene Asator). Bases 4309 to 7743 code for a protein of 1144 amino acids. Gene Ontology annotation, biological process: peptidyl-serine phosphorylation; signal transduction. Gene Ontology annotation, molecular function: ATP binding; protein serine/threonine kinase activity. Gene Ontology annotation, cellular component: nucleus; cytoplasm. The record is from RefSeq and is a predicted model, not a curated record. NCBI's taxonomy places the organism in Eukaryota, Metazoa, Arthropoda, Insecta, Hymenoptera, Formicidae. The transcript is spliced from 16 exons.